Venturia canescens is the source of this 4323-nucleotide messenger RNA. Its product is annotated as transcription factor Sox-19b-like. The record is from RefSeq and is a predicted model, not a curated record. NCBI's taxonomy places the organism in Eukaryota, Metazoa, Arthropoda, Insecta, Hymenoptera, Ichneumonidae. The coding region runs from base 725 to 1864 and encodes 379 amino acids. Gene Ontology annotation, biological process: cell differentiation; regulation of DNA-templated transcription; anatomical structure morphogenesis. Gene Ontology annotation, molecular function: DNA-binding transcription factor activity, RNA polymerase II-specific; RNA polymerase II cis-regulatory region sequence-specific DNA binding. The transcript has 5 exons.
AGAUCCUCUGGAAUUGCCACGAGCGUGAGAUCCGCUAAACUGCGGCUCGGCUCACUUACUAAUAAAUCGUUCCCGGGAGCAGUAUCGUCGGAAAAGAAACCGCGAUCCAAAAACAAAACAAAGAAAUAUACGUACUAUAAAGCUCGCGGCAGCGAUUCGUUAAUAGUUACAACGAAGCUGAAAUAUCUCGUAAAAUAUCGCGUUUUUACACGUCUGGCAAUUCUGGAUUCUUCUGGUUAUCACCGGUACUUUGCCGCUUUAAACGGGGAUUCAUCGUACUUCGGUGAAACAAAGGACGUGAAAACAUCGGUAUUCGCUCACAUUGUUUUCUCAACGAGUGUUGAUCAGUGAUUUUGUGAACGGACAAUUCUCAGCACCGCGUGUUUUGGGUGACAUGUGCAGUGACUUUUGUUAAUUCUUUUCUUCUCUUCUCUUCCUCUCUAUCUCUCUUUCUCUUCCCUUCAUCGCUGUGGAUAUUGAUGAACAAAUGCGAAAACAUUCGACCUUCUAAGUCGGUAUACAAUCGCGACUGAUCAAUUUUUUCAUUUCUCUUUCUCAAGUGUAUUUCGACGCGAAUAAACAAGUACGCGUUGUUGUUACCGUUUUCGUUUUCUUACGCCUCGUUUUUCGAGGUUAUAUUCAAUUACCGCGAUUUCAAGACAAUCGUCUCUGAAACGGCUACAAGAUUGACCUGGAAUUGCAUCAACGGGCCGCCGGCCAUUUUAUGAGAGCUGGCGGCAACAUGUGCGACGGUGGUGCGUUCACGGAUACACUCCGUUGUAUUCCCGGCAUGUCCGUCGGAUCGCCACCCGGUGGCGGCGGCGUUGGUCCGGGUGGAGUCGGCCUCGGAGCAGCCAAAAAGCCUGAAACUAAACACGUCAAAAGGCCCAUGAACGCGUUCAUGGUUUGGUCAAGAUUACAACGCAAAAAAAUUGCUCAAGAAAAUCCCAAGAUGCACAACAGCGAAAUAUCCAAGAGGCUCGGAGCUGCGUGGAAACUUUUACCGGAUGAUGAAAAACGUCCCUACAUCGAUGAAGCUAAAAGGCUGAGGAACUUGCACAUGAAAGAACAUCCCGACUACAAAUACAGACCGAGGAGAAAGCCAAAGUCACUUAAAAAAGAAGGCUAUUCUUACAGUAUUCCCUAUGCCAGUGUCUCCAUGGAUGCUCUUCGAGCCGGCAUGGCUGGUGGCAUGGCACAAGGGGGUAUGGGAUCCUUCUACGGACCAGCAGCAGCUUAUGGAUCCAUUUCGGCAGCCAGCAUGGCUGCGGCUGCUGCAGCCGCUGCCCAACAAUCAAUGUCCGCCGGUCUCGGGACACCUGGCCAGGUCGUAAGUUCAAUGGACGCGAUGAAGUACUCGAUAGAGGCGGACAAAUACAGGCCGGCUUACAUGCCCCCGAGCACGUUAGCGAUGAGCAUGUAUUCGGAUCCGAAGUACCUCGACUCGACCCCGAAGCCGUAUCUCGAUCGCAAUUACUUCGAUUCGGCGAAGGCUUAUUUCGAGCAGUCCAAGUUGUACAUGGAUCAGAAGCAGAGCAACGCCGAAUACAAUCGGCCGAGCUACGAGCCGAACAAGUUGUACGAGGAAUCGAGCCCGAUCGGAUCGGCGAGAUCGCCCGCAGCCGACUCCCCGGACGUAAUGAAGCAGCAGCACUCCGACCGGACGGAACAGCACGGCUCGUCGAGCGCGAGCUCGACCUCGACCUCCGCGGCGAGCCCCGGCGCUCCCCGAGUGCCCACUUAUUACCACGACUCCGUGCAAGCCGGGGGACUCUUCGCCCCUCAGUCCGGGCAGUACAGUAGCUUUCAACCUGCUCCCGCACCCGGUAACGAGUUCCGACGACCUCUCACCGUUAUCUUCUGACCCGACAGAUCUUAGCUCCGCUCGAUAUUCGCGGAUUAUCGAUCUUAAGUCGGCCACCUCGAGGCGGCAAGCUGACGCGUAGAAAAUAAAUUCCCAAUGCUCUCCAACCUCCGAGUUUAACGCGCGUCGAGCGCGUUCGCGAGAUUCGAUUACCGCGGCGGAGCGCUCCGUUCGCUCUCUUCGUCUGCUUCUAAUCAUUUUUUCUCGCCUCACCCUUUCAUUAUUCCGUGUAAAUAUUCGAGCUGUCUUUACACGCUGCUAGGCUCCCAUCCGACGUUUCCUCUCACCUAACCGCGCUCUGGCUCGUCACCACGAUGAAUUUCGUUCUUAUUGUUUCCAAGUUCAUCCCCGUGCGUCGUUCUUCAGGCGUUGAAUUUCGCUGCCCACGGGCCGGAAGUCGAUUCCGCGUUCUCACGCGACAGAGUCGGCUGCCUAUUUUGACGAGGCAUCAAUAAAAAGCGCGUCCUGGCUCGCCCGUGUAAAUAAUCUCUCUCUGACCGGCCGUUUUUUCUCCCCCCUCAUAGCUGUUCGCGUCAAAAUCCAUUUGGGGUUUGCGCGAUUUUCGAUUUUCGAUAUUUCUAAGGCUUAGUGUCGAUUACCACAUACCGGCGCGAAGGGCGAGGUACAAAGCACACUGCGCAGGCGUAAUAUAGCUGCUGAUACGGCGAGCGACCGGGGGGGCACAUCCGCGAAGGAAAAUACGCGUGAGAGCUAAAUGAAUUGCGCAUUCGGCCAUAAAAGUACCUCCGCACUCCGGACAAAAUACGUCCGCGCGCAUAUGCUCAAACUCAGGCGCAAUAUACGACAUAAAUAUACGUGUUUGUACCGUGAUUUGCUAAUCGUAUCUCAAUCUUGUGUCGUAUGUAUCGAGAAAUGGCGAUUUAACGAGCCAUUUAACUUCUUUUUUUUUAUUUUUCUCUCUUUCCAAAAUCCUAACGAAGGAUUAUAUAAAUGUAAAUAUCCCGUGUACAUAUAGGCAUGCAUAUAUAUAUUUAUAAAUAUAUAUAAAAGACACAGACACGGGCGGGCGCACGUGCCCAUACGCGCGGAGGCGAGCACACGUGCGCAAACGCACUUACACGACACACAGGACACUGGCAUGAAUAAUUAUAUAUAUAUAUAUAUAUAUAUAGUUGGUGGAGAGAAUCUCGUGAUUGUUGCAGUGCAACGGUUAUUCGUGUCGUACGUGUAAUCGCGGAUUGACAGAUCUCAGCGAUAAUAUAAUCGUCCACGAGAACGGAUGAUCUUCGAAAAAUUCUUUUGAUUAAUCACUUUUUAUUUUGCUCUUUCUUUACUUCGUUAUGUGGCCCACGACGAAAAGAGGCGCGAUAACGCUCUCGUAUAGCGCAUUACCUGUAAAUAGAUUGCACUUCGUUAAUCUGUAAGUAUACCGGUACUUGGGCAAACGGCCUAAAAUCACUCGAUGAAAGGGAUAAAAAGGACACGCAGCACUCGAAAAUCCCCCUGAACGUGUGUCGGUGGACUGAGAAAAGAUAAUGAAAAUAUGAUAUUUGACACGACCGUGAACGUUGCGUUCUCGUGUCUGCGAGCCCCGUAUGAGCGUGUCGGGAUCGUGUGAAAACAUGAUUUACGUCAAUAACGUUAAGUAAACUGGCUGUAUGUGACAUAAAAACGAAUGAAAAUUUCAUGAUAAAAUUUUUUGUUUUAUUGUUGAUGUGUACGAUGUUCGGUCAAUCGAUGUUUGGUUGCGAGGUUUCGAUGCAAAAUGCCAUUAAAACCGAGCUUUGACGGUCCAAGUAUUUAUUUGCGGUUGUUGAUAAUUUAAAAAAAAUGAGUGAGAGAGAGAGAGAGAGAGAGAGAAAAUACAUUCGUGGAAUCGUGAUUCAUCGGUGAUUAUUUUUCAAUUCAAUGGUACCACCCACUCGGUCCCAUUUAUUUUACGAUGCAAUACUCGAUUCUACGAAUCUGUCGGUUACAAAGGUUACCCUUCGUUUUCUUCGUUGGUCCGUGUAACACGCUUCUUUUCGUAACUUUGAAAAUAUUAGCUCACACGCGGUUGUUAUUUCCGAAUUCUAUUGUCUUGUUUGAUAAAUCAGUUAUUACGUUAUUUAUCUUCGUAGGGCCCUCCCUCCCGAGUCCGUACGGACGCGAUCGAUCUCCAGGAGCUAUUGACCGUUAUUUAAUACUUUUUUUUUUCCUUUUCUUUUCUUUCAUCCAUUUGAAAAUAAGGCUCUUAUGAUCGUCGAUCGACCACUUGUACAACUUGUAACCUUUGUAUUUAUCUUCUUACGUCACGUUGAUUAACCCGUCGUCGAUCUACGUGGAUUGCAAAACAAAGUCUUACACUUUCACACAUUAUUGCAUAGACACUCUUACGAUUAUUCAAAUAUUAUAUUAUACGAGCGAAAUAAAAAGUAAUCUAUAAAUAUUGUAACGUAAGUAACAAAAAAAUACAAAAAAACGAAAAAUUCAUGAAAAGAAUAAACGAUAAGUAUUAU